UUGGGGGAGGAGCGGAGGUUGCAUCUGAGCUUCUGUGUCCCCCUCCCCCAGGGUCCCUGCAGCAGCAGCAUCCAGGCUAUGAGCUCCAAGUGCAGGAAUCAGUGACGGUGCAGGAGGGUCUGUGUGUCCACGUGCCCUGCUCCUUCUCCUACCCGUGGAGUCUGUGGAAUUCCUCUAGCGAACUCUAUACCUACUGGUACCGGGUCGGGGAAAACAUGGGCUAUGCUGCUCCUGUGGCCUCGAACAACCGGAAUAAAACCGUGAAGACAGAGACCCGAGGCCGCUUCCUCCUCGCGGACCCCACGGCCAACAACUGUUCCCUGGACAUCAGAGACGCCAGGAGGAGUGACUCAGGACGCUACUUCCUCCGAGUGGAGAUAGGAUAUUUCCAAGGAUAUAAGUUCCAAGGAUAUACUGACCCAGACAAGAAGCUGCAUUUGCAGGUCACAGGUAAGGCAGGGGCCCCGGAGAGGACCCAGGGACAUGGGACCCGUCUUAGAGCAGGAACAGGACACUGGACACUCCCUGUCCAGGCCGUGGGCCCUGGGUGGUGGGAAGGGACACAGGGCCUGGGGAGCUCAGCCCGAGGCAGGGCCUCUCUCAGGGUCCCCCCUGAGCCCCUCCAGCCCUCAGCACCAGGGCUGCUGGAGCUGCCCCGUGGGGCUGGAGGUGGAGGGGAGUCCUCCUGCCGGACUCAGCACCCGCUGGGCUCCCAGCGCAUCUCCUUCAGCCUCUCUGUGCAGAGCUGCCUUCCCUGCAGAUGUGUGACCGAGGAGCAGCAGGGCUCCUGGCCCCUGGUCUUCACCCUGAUCAGAGGGGCCCUCAUGGGGGCUGGCUUCCUCCUCACCUACGUCCUCACCUGGCUCUACUACACCAGGUGUGGAGGCCCCCGGAGCAGGAGGCAGAGCUCCUGAUGGAUCCUCCUUCCUCUCAGGAUGGGACUGAGGUGUGGACACCAGGCGAGAGGGACCGUCCUGGGGCGUCAAUGUCACCUUCUCCCUGGAAGAUCUUUUUAAAAAUUUUUAUUAAAUCUUUAUUGUUCAGAUUAU
Myotis davidii is the source of this 1049-nucleotide messenger RNA. RefSeq names its product sialic acid-binding Ig-like lectin 14. Lineage: Eukaryota; Metazoa; Chordata; Mammalia; Chiroptera; Vespertilionidae. Gene Ontology annotation, molecular function: sialic acid binding. Gene Ontology annotation, biological process: cell adhesion. Gene Ontology annotation, cellular component: plasma membrane. The record is from RefSeq and is a predicted model, not a curated record.